UGACUACUUUGAAAAGAAAAAACCAAGUUAGAGACAGAAAGAGAGAAAGAAAGAAAGAAACGAAAAUACGAAAACCAUAAAAGGUAUAAAGAAAAGUAAUGAGUUAGAAGGCGAAGCGUUAUGUUAUCCAAAUUGUUAACCAUGUCGAAAGCCAUGUCCAUGUCCAUGUCCAUGUCUAUGUCUAUGUCUGACAAGCACGAAGUUCUCUGCAGAGGCUUUUCCACCUUCAUCUCCCUCCCACGCGCCACCGCGCCCUUCCGUCUCAGGGCUUUCUCCACCGCCGUCACCGAUAAGCCCUCUGUUUGCACAGCCGACGAACUCCAUUAUGUCUCCCUCUCCAAUUCCGAUUGGAAACUCGCUCUCUGGCGCUACAACCCUUCGCCUCUCGCACCUCCGAGGAAUCAUCCUCUGUUGCUCUUGUCGGGCGUGGGAACUAACGCCAUUGGAUAUGACCUUUCACCUGAGUCAUCAUUUGCACGUUACAUGUCUGGGCAGGGAUUUGAAACUUGGAUUCUUGAAGUACGAGGAGCUGGGUUGAGUCUUCAGGGUUCAAAUUCUAAAGAUAUUGAACAAUCUGCUAAUGCAAUGUCUGAGAAGAUGGAAGCUGCUUCAGAAAUUGCUACAGGUACCAACGGAGCCAUGGCUUCAAACAAAGAAUUGAAUAACAUCUCUUGCACCGUGUCUGAACCUCAGAUUCCUCCUGUCUUAAACGGGGUAGAAACUGAGAAUGUGGCCAUCAAAGGUGACCUAACUAGGCUGGCUACUGUUUGGGAUGAAUCAAAGUUGGUGGCAAGAUUGACUGAGACUUUUAUGUUUUUGUCAGAAAGGGUCUCUGGGUUUCUGAGUGAAAGUCAAUCAAGGGUAAUGUUUUCCAAAUUUCUAGAUCAGAUUUCAAAACUUCUGGUGGAUUCUCCACUAUACGAACAAUUCAAUGAGGUAAGGGGAAAGCUUUCAACUUUGUUUGAAACAAAGCAAAACUCUGGUAUUACUAGUCAAAUAACUGAUCUGAGUCAAAGACUAGUAAAUAUUAUUGAGGAAGGUCAGCUAUCUGUUUCUCCUCCAUUAUAUGAUCUACAAGCUCGCUUUACUUCUACAAUAGAAGAUUUUCAGAAGCAACUUGACUUGAUUGUGAAGUAUGAUUGGGACUUCGAUAAUUACUUGGAAGAAGAUGUUCCUGCAGCGAUAGAAUACAUAGUGAAACAAAGCAUGCCUAAAGAUGGAAAAUUGCUUGCAAUUGGACACUCAAUGGGUGGUAUCUUGCUUUACUCCAUGUUGUCACGAUUUGGUUCUGAAGGAAAAGACCCAAAUUUGGCUGCAGUGGUCACACUGGCAUCAUCUUUGGAUUACACAUCUUCCAAAUCAGCUCUGAAGUUACUCUUACCCUUAGCAGAUCCUGCCCAGGCCCUCAAUGUCCCUGUUGUUCCUUUGGGGGCAUUGCUGGCAGCAGCUUAUCCUCUUUCUUCUCGUCCACCGUAUGUAUUGUCACGAUUAAAUACUUUGAUUUCAGCUGAGGACAUGAUGCAUCCAAAUUUAUUAAAGAGACUUGUUUUGAAUAACUUCUGCACCAUACCCGCAAAACUUCUCUUGCAACUCACUACAGCAUUUCGAGAACGUGGUUUAUGCAACAGGAAUGGGACCUUUUUUUAUAAGGAACAUCUACACAAAAGCAAUACCCCUAUCUUAGCUAUUGCUGGAGACCAGGAUCUGAUUUGCCCACCUGAAGCUGUCGAAGAAACCGCUAAGUUAAUUCCUGAGCACUUGGUUACCUAUGAAGUUUUUGGAAAACCCGGAGGCCCACAUUAUGCACAUUAUGAUUUAGUUGGAGGAAGGCUGGCAGUGGAGCAGGUGUAUCCCAGUAUAAUUGAAUUUCUUAGCUGUCACGACAAGUGAUGUACACCAUCAAUUUUCAUCAAAUACAUUCUUCUUGGAUAAUACUUGAUAACUACAAUCCAAACAGGUGUGAGAUGCCUUUCUUUUAUUUCCUUUUGUACAUCAGUUCGAGCUUAUGCUGCACUUGCUUACGUGGUUGUUCGUGGUACAGACAACGGAGACAAGAUUAAUCGUUUGUUUAUUUAUACUAGGUACAUUAAAUUAAGAAGAAAAGUUUAAAGAAUUUAUAACAGACCUUUUGUACUUUAGAGAAAGGGGAUUCGGCUUUUUUUGUUUCCUAACCACAACAGCAAAAGGUAGGAAAUACGAUCGAGGAUAUAGAAAGAAAUAGGAAUUACAAGGACUCUAAUUGUUUUCUACAGCGUUUUCUUUGAAUUGUUGUAAAGUAUAUGUACAUAAUUUCCUACACGACUCUCCACAUUCUGGCUGCAACCUGCCCACUCGAUUGUUUCACCAACUUGUGUAUGUGCGUGCAUGAUAAGGCCCUUCGAUCUGAGUUUCUAUCCAAAUUGCACAGAUACUUUAAAAGUGUCACAACCUUUUUGUUUGUACAAUAGUCACAGGAAAACUAUGAUUUAUAACUCCA
Molecule: messenger RNA, 2476 nt
Organism: Vigna angularis (adzuki bean)
Lineage: Eukaryota; Viridiplantae; Streptophyta; Magnoliopsida; Fabales; Fabaceae
Exons: 9
Coding region: 121-1890 (589 amino acids)
Biological process (GO): proteolysis
Molecular function (GO): serine-type endopeptidase activity
Source: RefSeq, a predicted model, not a curated record